AUGGCGGUUAAGGCAUUGGUGGUGGCAAUGAUGCUGGUUGUGCACUGCUUCGACGUAGGGCUUGGUGCUGGAGGCGAUGGCCUGUGCCUCGGCUCGCCCGACUAUGGCGACGCUCUGGCCAAGGCCAUCCUGUUCUUCGAGGGGCAGCGGUCGGGCCGGCUGCCGGCUAACCAGAGAGCCAGGUGGCGCGGCAACUCUGCGCUCGCCGACGGCCGACCUGAAAACGUUAACCUGACGGGUGGGUACUACGACGCCGGCGACAACGUCAAGUUCGGGUUCCCGAUGGCCUUCACGGUGACCCUGCUGAGCUGGAGCGCCAUCGAGUACCGCGGCGACGUGGCGGCGGCGGGGCAGCUGGGCAACCUCCGUGCCGCCAUCCAUUGGGGCGCCGAUUUCCUGCUCCGCGCACACACAUCUCCCACCACCCUCUAUACCCAGGUGGGGGACGGGAACGCGGACCACGGGUGCUGGGAGCGGCCGGAGGACAUGGACACGCCGAGGACUCUGUACAAGAUCACCGGGGACUCGCCUGGGUCGGAGGCAGCCGGCGAGGCGGCUGCGGCGCUCGCAGCGGCCUACCUAGUGCUCAAGGAAGACGGUGACAAGGCGUUCGCGUCGCGGCUCCUGGCCGCGUCCAAAUCGCUCUUUGAGUUGGCCAACAAUUACAGGGGGUCCUUCCAGUCGUCCUGCCCCUUCUACUGCUCCUACUCCGGCUUUCAGGAUGAGCUGCUCUGGGCCUCGGCGUGGCUCUACCGGGCGACCAAGGACGGCAAGUACCUCAACUUCCUCCGUGACAACCAGGGGUCCAGCAACCCUGUCAACGAGUUCAGCUGGGACAACAAGCAGGUUGGAGCCCAGAUGCUCGCAACACAGGAGUAUUUGAAAGGAAGGAGAGAGCUAGCAAGGUACAAGACCAACUUGGACUCCUUCGUCUGCGCCCUCAUGCCUGACAGCGGCAAUACGCAGAUACGCACAACUCGUGGAGCGCUUCUCUUCACGCGCGAUUCGGUGAACAUGCAGUACACCACCACCGCGGCCCUCGUCCUCUCCAUCUACUCCAAGACGCUCCAGUCCUGGGGCGUCUCCGACGGAGUCCGCUGCAGCGCCGCAAGCUUCUCCCCGGAUCAGAUCGCCUCGUUCGCCGCAUCACAGGUCGACUAUAUCCUGGGGAGCAACCCGAUGGGCAUGUCGUACAUGGUGGGCUUCGGCGGCGCGUUCCCGCGGCGCAUCCACCACCGCGCCGCGUCUAUCCCCUCCAUCAAGGUCCUCAGCAGGAGGGUCCCCUGCAACGAGGGCUUCUCCUCGUGGCUGCCCACGAGCGACCCCAACCCGAACGUCCAUGUCGGCGCCAUCGUCGGAGGGCCCGACGAGAACGACCAGUUCGGCGACAACAGGGGGGACUCGGCGCACUCCGAGCCGGCCACCUACAUCAACGCCGCCUUUGUGGGUGCCUGUGCGGCUGCCAUGGGGCAGAGCCAGAAACCUGCGUCGCCGACUUUAGCGUCUUACUAGUAGUAGACCACAAGGAUAUGCGCACUCGUUGUUACACGCAACGCAAGCAAGAUACUACUGGUACUACUAUGCUCUGUUCCUAAAUUUCCACGUGUGUAAUGUAUUUGUAACAUAUGCAUUCGCUACCAGAACUCUGAACCCGUUCGUGAUCGUCGUAUUAUAGAAGUUUAUAAUGUAAUAACAAGACAUAAAAAUACAGUACCAAGUUUAUAUCAGCUCAGGAUUCUUCUCCCCAA
This is a messenger RNA of Aegilops tauschii subsp. strangulata, 1748 nucleotides long. RefSeq names its product endoglucanase 20-like. The record is from RefSeq and is a predicted model, not a curated record. Lineage: Eukaryota; Viridiplantae; Streptophyta; Magnoliopsida; Poales; Poaceae. Gene Ontology annotation, biological process: carbohydrate metabolic process. Gene Ontology annotation, molecular function: hydrolase activity, hydrolyzing O-glycosyl compounds.